CAGCAGAAAUAGCAGGCUGACAGAUUGGAGCAGGAGUGGGCUGCAGUAGUAGGUUGUUGGGGGGAUGAUGUAGCAGGACUGCGUUACGCGGUUGAAUAAACAGCUUCGUCUUCUUGGGACUGACUGAUUCUGCUGAGUACGUUGCCUGUUGGCUCCGUGACGAGGGUCCUCUGACUGCCCUCUCCUCUCGCCCUCUCCGUUCCUCUCCUCUCCGUUCCUCUCCUCUCCGUUCCUCUCCUCCCGUGACGACGGUACAGGAUUCACUCACUCCUCCGACUGCCCUCUGCUCUCUGUUCCUCUCCUCUCCGUUCCUCUCCUCCCGUGACGACGGUACAGGAUUCACUCACUCCUCCGACUGCCCUCUGCUCUCUGUUCCUCUCCUCUCCGUUCCUCUCCUCCCGUGACGAGGGUACAGGAUUAACUCAGUCCUCUGACUACAGACUAGACCCUGUCCUCUUCAACUCAUCGGACUGAUUGGAAGUGAUGGAGCAGCAGCGGGGUGUGGGCCCUCCAGGGGGUGUGGUGUCGGGGGGGUGGACCCCGUCCGUCAGGAGGAACAGCAAGCUGGCCAGUCUGGGACAGAUCUUUAAACCAUGGAAAUGGAGGAAAAAGAAGAACGAGAAGAACUCCACAGCUUUAGAGAGGAAGACAGCGGCGCAACAGACUCGGGAUGAACUGGCCAAGAGGGGCUUGGAGGGGAUUGAACCAGAGUUUUGUGAGGCGUGUGGGGGGGUAGAAGACUCGGACACUCCCAGCCAAUCAGACGCAGAGGAGAGAGAAGAGGAGGAGCCUCUGGCGCCCCUGGCAAACACCUCAGAGGACCUGGUCAGCGAUGAAGACAACCCCUCUACAGCUGUUGACCUGACGGAAGACACUUUGACAGUGGCAGACCAGAGUGAGGAUGGAGGGGAGGAGGACACUGCCCUCUGUGAGCCCUGUGAGGACAGCUCUCUGGUACAGGCUGAGACAGGAGGGGGGCAGGAGACACCUCACCCCAUGGACUCCCCACCCUGCCGGGACGGCACCCCGCCACCCCCCAACCUGCCCAAACUACUGACCAGGCUGGGCAGUCUAGAGGGUCCUCACCCCUUCCCUAAGUCGGAUCCUAACCUAGAGAGGAAGAAGUCUCCAGCCACUCUACCCAGGAACUUCACGUUACCCAGGACUACCCAGGGUUCCUUGCUGCGAGGACGGAUCUCCACCCCUACCGGUUCCCCCCACCUGGGGCUGCUGCACCCCCCACCGCCCCCCAGCUGCAUCAUAGAGGAGCUACACCGGGCCCUGGCCACCAAACACAGACAGGACAGUUUCCAACCCAAGGAGAUGAGCUCUUCUCCGAAGCGCCGGUCCGAUGGUCGUCUGUUGCGUACAGCCAGCGUGGAGAAAGUCCCACCCGGAGGGAUGGAGAGAGAGAAGGAAUCAGACGAGAACAAGGAGAACAAACGUCUAGACGAGUUCUACAACGACCCUGACCGCUGGAAUGACUCCAUCAUCUCCGGCACCCUGCCGCGGCAGAUGCGUAAGGAGUUGUUAACGGUGAAGCUUCGGAACCGGCCCAGUCAGCAGGAGCUGGUGGACAGAAACAUCUUCCCUGUUCGCUCAGACCUGGAGAGACAGGAGAUACGACAACACAUAGAGAACAAGCUGGCCAAGCGGCUGAGCCAGAGACCCGCGGUGGAGGAGCUGGAGAGUCGGAACAUCCUCAAACAGAGGAACGACCAGUCAGAGCAGGAGGAGAGGAGAGAGAUCAAACAGAGACUCAACAGGAAGUUGAACCAGCGUCCCACAGUAGAUGAGUUGAGGGAAAGGAAGAUACUGAUUCGUUUCAGUGACUAUGUUGAGGUGGCCAAGGCUCAGGACUACGACCGCAGGGCAGACAAACCCUGGACCAGGCUGUCUGCUUCAGACAAGGCAGCAAUACGGAAGGAGCUGAAUGAGUUCAAGAGCAAUGAGAUGGAGGUUCACAAUUCCAGCAAGCACCUGACAAGGUUCCAUCGACCGUAGUGUAGAGGUAGUUUCUUCUGUGAAGAAGCAGCUGUGCGGUCAGUGAAGACCAUGUGACAGUCUCCUGUUCCCAGGUCCAGUCUCCUGUUCCCGGGUUGUUCGACCUACAGAUUUCUGUCUGUCUCUCUACCAACGUGGAGGAGCUGUCUGUCUCUCUGUGUGUCACCAUAGAGGCUAAGCAUGUGGAGCUGGAGCCCAGGAUAGAUCACAGGAAACAUCAGACUGAUAAACACUUAAAGGAACUAUUAACAGUCAACGUGUGCUGUCUCCUGGAUGUCAUACAAUGAGAAACAGAUGAAUGAAGAAGACGGCAGCACUCACCAGGUCACUCCAUGCCAGCAGUGGGAAAGAAUCAGAAUAGACAACUUUAUUGCAACAAAUGUUGCUAAGAAUUUCUCUUCGUGUUAUUUUCACGUUUUAUUCGUCGUGUGUACGGGAUACGGAUGAUUUAAAUCAUCCAACCAUACGCUUACUGCAGGUUCCUUCUCAACAAUGCAACAACAAUAAAUAAUUAAAGAUAAGAAUGCGAACAUAAAGGUUAAGAAGCAUCUUAAGACAUUUACAUUUUUAGUCAUUUAACAGACGCUCUUAUCCAGAGCGACUUACAGGAGCAAUUGGGAUGA
Coregonus clupeaformis (lake whitefish) is the source of this 2627-nucleotide messenger RNA. RefSeq names its product phosphatase and actin regulator 3-like. Gene Ontology annotation, molecular function: actin binding. The record is from RefSeq and is a predicted model, not a curated record. The coding region runs from base 484 to 2004 and encodes 506 amino acids. Gene Ontology annotation, biological process: actin cytoskeleton organization. NCBI's taxonomy places the organism in Eukaryota, Metazoa, Chordata, Actinopteri, Salmoniformes, Salmonidae. The transcript has 12 exons.